UGCACAUGAUAAUAAACUCCACUUGGUUUCACUUGUUAUAAUUGCGUAAUAUUAUUAGGACAUUAAGUAGGCGGUGCUGAAUUGUAAACACUGGCACCACCCACCAGUAUUAAAUAGGUCUACCUUCUGCAAACAACGAAUAACUGGAAAUGUAGCAAGCCUAUUUGUGACUGCUGUGCAUAAAUAGACUCACUCCUCAUCAGAACUCUAAUACUGCAACAUAACCCAAGGUGCUGGAAGAUGACUGUUAUCAUUAAGACCGUGUUAAUGUGCGUGUAAAAUAAAUUAAACUGCUUGAAGGAAACUGCUUAAUUGCCAAGGAAUGAUGGAAAAUAUUUUAGUGAGAGGACAGAAAAAGACUUGUUUUUAUUCAUCAAUACAAAAUAUGGAUGAAUUAACUUCACAGAAGAAUAUUAACAUAUUUAAGCUAGUUGACAGUGGUGAUAUAACGCUGAUUGAAAAGUUAAUGGAAGAAGACCAUGACUGCCUGAGCAGAAUGGAUGAAGAUAAAUCAAGCCCAUUGCAUCAUGCUGCAGGAGCAGGUCACCUUAAUAUCUUAACAUUGAUCAUUGAACAUGCUAACUUUGAAAUUCUGAAUGUCAUUGAUUGCAAUGGAAACACACCUUUGCACUGGGCUGCAGAAAAGAAUCAAACACACAUUGUACAAACUCUACUUGACAAGGGUGCCAACCCCAACAUCCUGAACAAUAUAUAUUUGUCUCCUCUUCAUGUGGCCAUGUCUUUAAAUCAUAACGGUGUGGUGAAGGCACUAGCCUCACACAAAUCUACAGAUCUGAAUCUUCAAGGCGAUCUUAAAAAUACACCUUUGAUGUUAGCAUGUUCCCGAGAUAAUUCUGAAGGACUGUCCAUAUUGUUGAAUCAUGGAGCAUUACUAUGCAAACAGAAUAGACUGGGUCGUUUUCCUAUUCAUGAAGCUGCAUUUUCAGGAGCAAACAAGACAAUGGAAAUAUUAAUUCGGAAAGGAGAGGAACUGGGUUACUCUCGUGAAAUGCAUACAAAUUUUCUUGAUGAAGGACUCCAUACCCCACUUCAUAUGGCUUUACUUGGCGGAAAAAUUGAGACAAUUAAAACCUGCAUUAACAAUGGAGCAAAAAUUGAUUUACAAGAGCAAAAGGAUAAAUCAACUCCUCUUCACUUCGCCUGCUUGCAGGGGGCUUUUGAGGCUGUCAGGUUCAUGCUUUCUCAAUACAAAGGAGAGAAUGAUAUACUUCACAUUCUGGAUGGCAUUAAACAAACACCAAUACACAAGGCUGCAACAUAUGAUUCCUCAGAACUACUAGAAUAUUUAAUUGAACAGGGAUCAGAUAUGAAUAUGGUUGACAGUGAAUCCCGCACCCCCCUUCUGUGGGCCACUUCACGUUGUGCCUGGAAUUCUGUCAAAAUCCUAGUGAUAAAAGGAGCUAAUGUCAAAAUAAAGAAUUCCAUGGGCUGUAACUUCCUUCAUUUGACUGUCCUGCAGCCGAAAGGACUACAAAACCUCAGUGAAGAAAUUUUAAAGUCCAUUGAAGUGCAUGAACUCCUGGAUGACAAGGAUAAUAAUGGCUGUACUCCAUUGCACUAUGUGUGUACACUGGGUCAAACGGAUUCGGUGGCUAAAAUGUUGGCACUAAAAGCCUGUCUUUACUUGAAAACUAGAGACAAAAAAUCAUCACUGCAUUUUGCAGCAAAUUAUGGUCGGCUUAACACGUGCAAACUGCUGCUGCAGGAUAUAAGUUACACAAAACUACUGAAUGAAGGGGAUGGGACAGGAAUGACGCCAGUGCUGCUGGCUGCACAGCAUGGCCACACCGCUGUGGUGCAGCUACUCCUCAGGAAAGGAGCUCUCUUCAUGCGUGACUACAAGAGUUGGACAGCGUUGCAUUAUGCUGCCCUUGGAGGACACUCUCAGACAAUGGAAGUAUUACUACAAGGUAAUAUAUCUCUGCUUGAUCAAGUGGACGAAAAAGGGAAUACUGCUCUCCAUCUGGCUGCAAAAAGAGGACAUAAUAGUGCAGUACGCCUAUUGCUGGCCCAGGGAGCUGCGAUCGUACUGAACAAGAAUGAAGCUUCCUUUCUACACGAGGCAAUUUACAAUAAAAGAACGGAUACCACUUUAAUUGUUGUUCAAAACGAAAGAUUUGAUGAAUCUGUACAAGCCUUUAUACAUGGCUCUGCAAUGCAGUGCCCAUUAUUGGAAAUGAUUGAACACCUGCCAGAAUCCUUUGCUGGUCUUUUGGACAUAUGUAUGACAGAAUCCUCAGAAGACAAGAAAAGUACUGACUUCUCGAUUGAAUAUAACUUCAAAUAUCUACAAUGUCCACUUAAGUAUAAGAAACUUGUAAACGAGGACAAGCAAAUUGUGUAUACACCACUUGCAGCUUUAAAUGCCAUGAUACACUUCAAUCAAGUUGAACUUUUGAAUCAUCCCGUUUGCAAAGAGUUUCUGAAAAUGAAAUGGCGAGCCUACGGACUACGAGCACAUGUUUUUAACAUGGCUCUCUUUUCAUUACUACUGCUACCAAUAACAUACAUUGUUAUUACUUCACGACCCUUUGCUUUCAUCAAUGAAACACAGAAUGCCCUCAAUGCUACGGAGGGACUGGUGGUGCUUGAGAAAAAAAAUCAGGGCAUUUCAUUCCACACAAUAUGCACAAUAAUUAUAUUUGCCAUGUGCAUCCUAGGCAUAUGCAAAGAGGCUUUCCAAAUUGUACAACAGCGAUGGCAAUACUUCCAUGAUUCAUCUAAUCUUCUAGAUGGGACGAUGUAUGUGGCAUCCAUUCUGUUUGUAAUUCCCUGGGUUUUCGAUGUCUCUCACCCGCUGCAAUGGCAGUGUGGUAUGAUCUCUGCAUAUACGUCGUGGGUGAACUUCCUACUUUAUCUUCAAAGAUUCGAUAUUUGUGGGAUCUAUGUGGUGAUGUUUGCAGAGAUUCUGAAAACCUUGCUUCAUAUUAUGAGCAUAUUUGUCUUUCUCAUCUUUGCUUUUGGAUUGGCAUUCUACAUUCUUUUAUAUGAGCAGAAAGCAUUCAGAAAUCCAUUUCUUUCUUUGAUGAGGAUACUUGCAAUGAUGCUGGGAGAUAUUAACUACAAUGAUAACUUUCUCGUCCCGUUUUAUGAAAAUAAGAUGCCAUUCCCGCUUCUGACAUUUACCAUGCUGACCUCUUUCAUGCUGUUCAUACCAAUCCUCCUCAUGAAUUUACUGAUUGGUUUGGCAGUGGGAGAUAUCGCCGAGGUCCAGAGAACUGCAUCCUUAAAGAGAAUGGCAAUGCAGAUUUAUCUUCAUACCAGUCUAGAGGAGAAGCUCCCCUAUUGGUUCCUUAAUAAAGUUGAUGAAACAAAAACAACAGUAUAUCCGAACAAGCGAAAAUCUGGUAUGAUAAAUGCUAUGCUCCACAGUUUUACAGAAACGCAAAACUCUGAAACGCACUGUGAAAUGAACAAUCAGGCAACUGAUCUGAAGAAGCUUGAAUUACAAAUGGAGAAACAGAAGUAUAGGUUGAAGGACAUUUCUGCAGGAAUGCAGAAACAGCAUGAGCUGCUGAUGCUCAUCAUUCGGAAACUGGGAAUCCCUUCUGAGGGAGAGGACCAUGACCAAGAUGAACAUUCUAGCUAUGUCAAAGCCAAAAGGCAGCAAUUCAAGAAAGCUAGAAGCAAGUGGGAUCUUGCAUUGAAGAGCAUGCAAUGUAGACAGAAGCAAAUAUCACCUUGUUCAUUCACUCACUCUAAUGAACCUGACAACAACAGCACUUUGUAGGAUGACGGUGCAAUAACAUUUUAGUUGAAAGAGAACAGCAACUCUUCUGUCUUUCAAUUUACAUUUAACUGCUUAGUGUUUUACAUCUUGAGUAAAAAUCAAAGUAGGAAGCUUAAAAUACAAUAGCAUUGAUGGUAGAUAUUGGAUACUAAAUUAUACAUUUUAUUUAUUAUAUUCAAUUUAAAUGUGUAAACAAUAUUUAAUGCAUCUGCAUGCAGUUUUAUGCAUUUAGUUUCAGGGAUUAUAACCAUCCAAGUAAAAGAGGUCAUCUAAAAAUAACAAUUAAAAGGAACAGAAUUGCCAAAAGGAGGACCUGGCAUGGUGGAACCUCCGAGAACUAAGGGGGACCACAAAUGGAAUGUGUUAAAAAUGGCUUGUGUAAAAUGGAAUACUUCGUAACUUAGUCAACGUGGCGACUCUUUGCAUAUCUUAGGUAUGCAGAACAAAGAAUAUCAAUGUGACAUGUCACGACAAUAAAGUGUCAUUCCAUUCAUUCAUUCCAAUAUGCUAAAGAUUAUCAGUAUUAAUCUAUUCUGAAUAUGGAUAUUAUAUGUGCCUGGUAUGAACUCUAAUUUGGCCUCUCUAUACUGUGGCUACUGAUAUCUAGAAGACAUUUAAAGAGAAGAAAUCUGGACCAGUGGGAUAAUUUUCCAUCAAGGUCGUUGGCUAUAGCUUCACAGCACAAGCUGCAUAACCUUGACAAAACAGCUUUGACUGAAAUUGAUUCCUUGAGUAUCAGAAUCAUUGUGGAAAAGAAUUAUGGGACUUUCACUGCAACAGAUUAUUAACUAAUUAGACAAAAUUAAUGUUGUGAUAAAAUGUUCAAAGUAGCUAGCAGUUCAUUGAUCUGAUGAGGUCAACUCAGGGGGAGUUGACCAUCACAAGAUACAAUUAUCUUUAAAUGAGGAAAUUGUUUCAUUAUGUUAAGUUAACACAAUAAUAUAUCUGAAUACAUUUGGCUUAUUUGGUGCAGCAAGUUCUUGAAUGAACUUUGGAGUUGUCCAAUGUGGAACAGGUACUGAAAUGUAUUGACUAUGUUCAGUCUGAAGAUGGGUCCCAAACCGAAACUCCACCCAUUAUUUUUCUCCAGAGAUGGCGCCUGACCCGUUGAGUUACUCAUUGAGUUAGCUAUUGAAUGUACUGUUGACCUAUUAAAUCACAGUUUGAUCUUUAA
Messenger RNA from Amblyraja radiata (thorny skate), 4925 nucleotides. RefSeq names its product transient receptor potential cation channel, subfamily A, member 1b (gene trpa1b). The record is from RefSeq and is a predicted model, not a curated record. Gene Ontology annotation, cellular component: membrane; transmembrane transporter complex. Gene Ontology annotation, molecular function: monoatomic ion channel activity; protein binding. Gene Ontology annotation, biological process: monoatomic ion transmembrane transport. NCBI's taxonomy places the organism in Eukaryota, Metazoa, Chordata, Chondrichthyes, Rajiformes, Rajidae. Bases 323 to 3751 code for a protein of 1142 amino acids. The transcript has 28 exons.